Arabidopsis lyrata subsp. lyrata is the source of this 1603-nucleotide messenger RNA. RefSeq lists its product as uncharacterized. The coding region runs from base 325 to 1422 and encodes 365 amino acids. Lineage: Eukaryota; Viridiplantae; Streptophyta; Magnoliopsida; Brassicales; Brassicaceae. The transcript has 3 exons. The record is from RefSeq and is a predicted model, not a curated record.
UUUUAGAUAGAGAGUACGUAAAAUAUGGUUGGCUGAGAAUUUAUGGUUUAUUAAUGUACUUGUAGAUUCUUUUAUAAGAACUGUGAGUGGGCCAUGGUAAUGAGUACGUAUGGGUAAAAAAAAAGAAUGGAAAAGAAAAGCAAUGUCUCUGUUAGUAGAGACUACAACCUUGGCUUUGGCAAGAUUCCAAAAACGAAAAUUUCACCAAAAAGGAAAACAGGAGAGAAAAAGCUUGAUAGCCACGCCUAUUUUUCUCUCUUUUAAGUUUUAUGGUAGAGAGACUCCAAAAUACAUCAACUUAAUUUUUGGGUUUCUUCUGCAAUAAUGUCUCGGCUCCUCUCCAAGCUCGUUCCCCUCAUUCACAAGAGCAGUAGGAGCGUUCGUUCGUUUUCAUCCUCCACGACCGGCCCAUGUGUUUCUAUUGGCAGCAUUAUGGAACCCUCGCCAGACGGCGGCAACCUCGGACAAGUCCUGUUGUUCAACAUACCAGAUUUCAAGUUAGUCAGAGCGGACAAAACAUAUCCCAAUGAGCUUUAUGACGCCCAGUUGGUGGGAGCUUCCCAUGGAUGGGGAUUUUUCUCCAAUAGAACAGAUCGGUCGUUACUUAUCAGCGACUAUCUGAACCCUCAUGCUUCCAAGUCACAACCAAAGAUGAUUCCUCUGCCUUUUGUUACUCCAAUGUACUCUGGCCAAACCGAAGUGGUGUGCAACGUGGCAAUGUCCUGUCCUCCUCCUGAUCAAGAAGACGACCAAGAAGAUUGGGUCGUUGGCAUCAAGUUCUUGGGUAGACAGCUGAGUCUCUGCAGGCCCCGUUGUGACCUGCGUUGGACUAACAUCCUAACCCCUUUUGAGUCGUGGGAUAGCUCAAAACUUAUGUAUUCCAAGAAAGACCAAAAGUUCAAUUUGCUUGCUCCUGGAGGCAACUACUUAUGCUCCUGGGAUCUCAAUUUUAAGGAAGACAAGAAGCCUAAGUUCCAUGAGUUGGUGUUGCACAACCUUCCCAACUUGCCACGUUCCCAACGGAAGCUGUUGGAUUCCUACUGCAGGGAGGAUCAUUGGGUGGAGUCACCUUCAGGCGAAUGUUUCCUUGUCAAAUGGUACUCGGAAUACAACCCUAAAGGGUAUGAAGCAUCGACUGUAAUUGUAAUGGUGUUUAGAGAGGAGGACACACAAGCUGGGAGGAAAAACAUGCGUCACACAGAUGACAUUGGAGAUUUGUGCAUUUUCAUUUCUAAAGGAGAGGACUUCUGCGUCAAGGCGAGCUCUUUCCCUGGCCUCCACCCUAACUCGGUAUUUUUAAAUGGACGUUUGUUUGCGACGCUCAAUAUGAGCAACGGUACCUUCGGUUGCUAUGAAUACCCUCAAGGUACACCAGAAAAAGUUCCCUACUCCCCCUUCUGGCUUCCUCCGUUUUCUCCCUAGUGUUCUCCUUGCUGUUAUUGUUUUGUUGCUUCUGUCUUGUUUACCGGAUUUGAAUUUUCAGGAUCAUCUAAUGUUCCGUUAUAAGUUUGAAGACUUCUUCUGUAAGAAUAUUAUGUGUCACGUAUGUAUGGAGUCUAAGAAUAUCAAGCUAGCUUUGCUCAUCCUUAACAAAUUUCUUACA